This is a messenger RNA of Tribolium castaneum (red flour beetle), 987 nucleotides long. RefSeq lists its product as uncharacterized. NCBI's taxonomy places the organism in Eukaryota, Metazoa, Arthropoda, Insecta, Coleoptera, Tenebrionidae. Bases 1 to 960 code for a protein of 319 amino acids. Gene Ontology annotation, biological process: mRNA splicing, via spliceosome. The transcript is spliced from 3 exons. Gene Ontology annotation, cellular component: post-mRNA release spliceosomal complex; U2-type spliceosomal complex. The record is from RefSeq and is a predicted model, not a curated record.
AUGGGUGAGCGUAAAGGCACGAACAAGUACUACCCCCCGGAUUACGACCCUAAGGCCGGGGGGCUCAACAAAUUUCUGGGGACUCAUGCCCUCCGCGAAAGGGCCCGCAAAAUCCACCUAGGGAUUAUAAUCGUGCGAUUUGAGAUGCCCUACAAUAUCUGGUGCGAGGGCUGCAACAACCACAUAGGCAUGGGGGUGCGGUAUAACGCCGAGAAAACCAAACUUGGGAUGUACUACACCACUCCUGUAUACCAAUUUAAAAUGAAGUGCCACCUGUGUGACAAUCACAUUGUUAUAAAAACGGACCCUGGGAACCUUGAAUAUGUGAUAGUGUCAGGUGCCAGGAGACAGGAAAACAGGUGGGACCCCACACAGAAUGAGCAAGUGGUGCCGGAAACGAAGGAAACGCAGAAACGGAUGUUUGACGAUUCUAUGUUUAAAUUAGAACAUGGAAGUGAGGAUAAAAGUAGUUAUGAGAACUCAAAACCGCGGCUAAUUCAAUUAUUCAAUCGGAAUGAAUCAACUUGGUCUGAUAAUUAUUCGGCCAACCAGAGAUUAAGACAGAUAUUUAGGAAGGAAAAUUGCGAAUUGAAGAAAAUCGACGGCCAGAACACAGCUCUAUUAAAAAAAUCAAGCCUGGACAUUCCACUCUUAGCCGAGACUGAAGAAGACAAGAAAAUGGCAUCUUUAUUAACACUAAAACUGAAGCCCCAUACAGAUAUUGUUCAAAAUACUGAGCUACUCCGCAAACGGAUAAUAGCGAGUUCCUCUUUACCGACAUCAAAUUUUUCGUUAAAAAAGGAACUCAAAGCCGUCAAGAUCUUGAAAGAAACGCCCAAAAAAGACCUAGGAAUUGUAAAACGGUCAAGUUCGACCGCCCCAGCCAGUGCUACAAGUGAUAAGAAACCCAAACUAGUCAAUUUAGUUGGUUACGGUUCAGGGAGUGAUUCUUCCGACUAAUUUUUGUGAAUAAAUUGACAUUUGUGA